Messenger RNA from Asterias rubens (European starfish), 540 nucleotides. RefSeq lists its product as uncharacterized. The coding region runs from base 1 to 540 and encodes 179 amino acids. The record is from RefSeq and is a predicted model, not a curated record. Lineage: Eukaryota; Metazoa; Echinodermata; Asteroidea; Forcipulatida; Asteriidae. The transcript has 2 exons.
AUGGACAAAGAAGAUCUCAAGAACUAUGGCCCAGUUUCUAACAUCCGCUACCUGUCCAAAGUCAUUGAAACGGUAGUCUGCUCCCGAAUCACCCAAUACCUGGACGACCACAAGCUACUCGACCCAUUGCAGUCAGCAUACAGAGUUGGUCACAGCACCGAGACAGCUCUGUUCAGGGUACACAACGACAUCCUUCGCAUAAUAGUCAUCAGCAGAGCCGUUUUUUUAGUAAUGAUCGACCUCUCUGCUGCUUUCGACACCCUUGACCACGAUAUCCUACUGCAACGCUCUCGUGAUCAAUCGGGUUCGCUGGAACUCCUCUUCAGUGGUUCUCGUCCUACUUUACAAGAAGAAUACAUUGGGUCCAUGUUGCAAGUGCCAACUCUGAUGUCCAUCACCUUGAGUUCAGUGUCCCUCAAGGAUAUGUUUUCGGCCUUCGUAAAUUCACCAUACACAUUAGAUCUCCUCAGCAAACCAAAGCGUGAAGGUCUUCGAUCUCAAUCCAAUCUGGUGGUACCUCGAUCCUCAAAGAAGUUUUGA